GGGACAAUGAAAACAGCAAAUUUCAAUUCAGUGUGUGGAUUCGAUUCAGAAUGCCAAUUUGAUCCAAAGCAACAACAUGAUUUAUGUUCAAGAUACAAUGGGACCUUUGGUGUCUAUCGAGUGUGCCGAGUCCAGCAAGGUGGUGUAUUGACUUUCCAAUUCAAGCAAUAUCCAGACAAUUCGAAGCCCGGCGUUUAGACUCAAGCCACAAGGGACCUUGCAGUGUCUACAUGAAAUACGUCGACUCGGCCAUCGCAGAUCCUGGCGCGGGAAAAGGAUGGUUCAAAAUCUACGAAGAGGGCUAUGACAAGAACGCAUCACAGUGGUGCACGGAUAACCUCAUACAGAAUAAGGGUUUGCUCUCCAUUGUAGUACCUACCGAGCUCGCAGGCGGCUACUACCUCGUUCGACCCGAAUUAAUAACCCUUCAGCAAGCAGACAGUACGCCUUCGUUUUAUACUGGCUGCGCUCAAAUCUUUCUGGACUCCGGUCAAACAACCCUUCCGAAAGAUGUUGUCAGUAUACCGGGGUAUAUCAAGGCAGGCGACCCGGCCUUACAGUUUGAUAUCUCAUCACCGAUGUUACCGUACACAGUACCAGGACCAAACGUUUAUCUCACUGACGUUUCGCCAAUUAUUCAACAUCCUAGCCUGCCAUUUCAGGGCGUGGGAGUUCUGCCUUCAAAUGUCGUCCUUACAAACGCCAAUUGGUUUGGAAUCGAAUUGAGCCCGUACUCGACAGAAGAAGAUUGCAAAAAUGCCACCGCAUCAUGCUACGACCAAUCUACAGCUUGUAUCUCCAGCUCGGGGCCAAUCGGAACUUCUAAUUGCAAUAUCUGGACCAAGAAAUGCGAUACGAUGGAAUCUAAUUGUAAUUCAGGGAAUUACAACGGCCCUCCAGGUCAAGGCAAAAAUUUGAAUCCUACGCCUAGCUCAAUCCUCUACCCCAAUACCCAUGCUGCAACAGGCCAAAGAAUCUCUACUGUCGCGGGUUCUCCCAUGGCGCCUGCUUCCGUUAUGAGUCCAGAAUCGACGUCUAGUACUAUUACCUCUGCCUCUGUUCCCUCUACUUCGGAGUCGGCAGUAGGAUCCAGUCCCUCCGCAUCUGUGCCUAGUUCUGCGAGAUCCGCCUCUGUUUCGAGCACUGUGUCGUUGACAGCCGGUACUUCUACUUCCAUCCAUGUUUCGAAGACUCCAAUAGCAGCACUGAGCACUGUUAUAUCUUCCGCAGCUUCCUCUACUUCGCAAUCAGUACUUGGCACCAUCAUCUACUCAUCUAUCCCCAGCUCUUCCAGAUCGACCUCUAUUUCGAAUACAUCAGUAUCACUACUUAGCGCUAUCACUUUUCUGACUGUUUCGAGUACUUUUGUAUCGACACCAAGCGCCACCCCGUCUAUCCCUUAUUCGACUGCUUCAAGUUCGCUACCCAGUACUUUAGCUUCUGCAUCCAUUCCGCCUCCUUCGUCACCAACACCCUCCACCAUCGCAUCAAAGUCUACUUCUACUGAUAAAGGAUCAGAACUGACGGUUACUUCUUCCUCCUCAAGACCCGGUACAACGGUCGAGGCUUCCAAUAUAAUCACCUUCGCUUCUCUUUCAAAUACUGUUGUAGCACCAUCAAGCCCAGUCGCCUUUGCUGCAACAUCUGUCACUACAUCAUCAACCCUCAGCACUGUCCCUUCUCCCUCCUCUAAUAUCAGUCCAACUACGUCGAUAGCUAGCACAUCUGCCACAAGCACCCCUACAUCUGUUUCCAGCCACUUGGGAAGUACAUCUGUGGAAGUAACGACCAUACUCUGGACACCAUCUGCUCACCCCACCCUUCCGCCAGGCAUUUCUGCAUCCGCCCUGCUCCCACAGCCCGCCUCCUUGCCAGCGAAUAUCCCAACAUACAGUCUAGCUCCGGGUGCAAAAAUCUCGCCUGAUGGAAAAUACGGUCCCGAGGCAGGUUAUACGUGCUUGGGAAACCAGAACGGUCCAUGUUGCUCGGGCAACGGCUAUUGCGGAGCGACGGAGGAUUAUUGUGGGAAGAUGUAUUGCCAGCCACUUUGGGGGAAUUGCGAUGGUGCGACGAGCAACGUGAGAUUGAUUAGACAUCGACAUUGGCAUCUGAAUCGUGUUUAUUGGGGCAGCAAUGAUUGAGAGUCUGGUUCUGUUGUUGUGGGCUUCGUGGAGAGUUGAGGUACUACGAUUGUGGGACGUUGUUGAGCGUGAAUUUGGAUAAGGCGGUCUGGUGGGAAAAGCUGUCGCUCUGCCUGCCUGAUUUUCUUGUGGAGUAUCUGUACUCAGUCUUCUGAGAGGUGGUAGAAAUAUC
Molecule: messenger RNA, 2313 nt
Organism: Hyaloscypha bicolor E
Lineage: Eukaryota; Fungi; Ascomycota; Leotiomycetes; Helotiales; Hyaloscyphaceae
Product: carbohydrate-binding module family 18 protein
Exons: 3
Coding region: 84-2141 (685 amino acids)
Molecular function (GO): chitin binding
Source: RefSeq, a predicted model, not a curated record